Molecule: messenger RNA, 2693 nt
Organism: Brassica oleracea var. oleracea
Lineage: Eukaryota; Viridiplantae; Streptophyta; Magnoliopsida; Brassicales; Brassicaceae
Exons: 12
Coding region: 59-2458 (799 amino acids)
Cellular component (GO): nucleus
Molecular function (GO): mRNA binding
Source: RefSeq, a predicted model, not a curated record
UAGGUUGAGAUUGGUCUCAUUAGCUCAGAACAAAAAAAAAUAACACAAGAGGAAAGCUAUGCCACCGAGGGUUGUCAAGAGAGGAGGAGGAGGAGGCGCCGCGAGAAGAGGCGGUAGGGUCACGAGAUCGGCUGUCAAUGCGCAGAAUCCGCCAAUUGAAUCCGCCGAUGACGAAUCCGUCAACAUCGGGGAGACGUCCGUCGAUAAAUCUAUCGAGGAAGAGAAUCAAUUAGACGAGUCGAAGCAGCAAUCUGAUUCGUUGGAUGAUCUUGAAGCUGCAGCGAAUCCAGACGACGUCGUUCCGCCCCAAAAGGAGACUGUGGAUGAUUUGGGGAAAGAUGAAAGAUUGGAUUUAGACGACAAUGAGCCAGAGUAUGACGCUGAUGAGUAUGGCGGGGAGGAGGAGUUUGAGGAGAGGGAGGAGGAGUAUCAUGAGUUGGUUAAUCAGGAGGAGGAGGAGUUUGAGGCCGAGGUAGAAAGCGAGGAGAUUGGUGGGGAUACUCAGGAGAGUGAAGGCGAUGUUGAAGAAGCCAAGCUUGGAGAAGCUGGCCAUGUGGGAGAAGAAGAGGAAGAUGACGUUCUCAACGAUAGGCGUAAGCGUAAGGAGUUUGAGAUCUUUGUUGGGAGCUUGGACAAGGGAGCUACGGAGGAGGAUUUGAAGAAAGUGUUUGGUCACGUGGGGGAGGUGACUGAGGUUAGGAUUGUGAAGAAUCCGCAGACGAAUAAGAGCAAGGGGUAUGCUUUCCUGCAUUUUGCAACUGUGGAACAGGCGAAACGAGCUGUUAAAGAGCUUAAAAGCCCAAUGAUCAAUGGUAAAAAGUGUGGUGUAACUGCAAGCCAAGAUAAUGAUACUCUCUUCAUUGCUAACAUAUGCAAGACAUGGACCUCAGAAGCUUUGAGGGAGAAGCUGAAACACUAUGGCGUUGAGAGUAUGGAUGAGAUUGCUUUGGUAGAGGACAGCAACAAUGCCAACAUGAACCGAGGGUAUGCGUUUUUGGACUUCGCAUCUCGCUCGGAUGCCAUGGAUGCUCACAAACGCCUUAUAAGGAAGGAAGUGGUGUUUGGACUUGAAAAGCCUGCGAAGGUUUCUUUUGCAGAUUCCUUCUUGGAUCCGGAAGAUGAGAUGAUGGCGCAGGUUAAGACUAUCUUCAUUGAUGGUCUGUCAACUUCAUGGAGCGAAGAGCAUGUUAGAGACCUGUUGAAAAGAUUUGGCAAACUUGAGAAAAUUGAGCUUGCACGCAAUAUGCCAUCAGCCAGGAGGAAAGAUUUUGGCUUUGUAACUUUUGAUACUCACGAGGCUGCUGUGACUUGUGCCAAAUCUAUCAACAACUCAGAGCUAGGCGAAGGAGAGGACAAGGCAAAAGUGAGGGCGCGCUUAUCCAGACCACUUCAUGGAGCAGGCAAAGGCAGACAGCCCAGUCGCUCAGACCACCGGUCUAGUAGGCAUGGGAGUAGACGAUCUGGAAGGAGUUCACUGGCUCGUCUGCCACCUCGUAGCUCUAGAGGCGUUGGACCUCGAGCCCCACCUCCUAGUAGUGCAAAGAGAGCUAGUGGAUCAAGAGGAAGACGUCCACGACCACCUCUACCUCCACCUGCAAGAGCUAGGCCCUCUAGGCCCUUGCCACCACCUGCAAGAUCCAGGCCCUUACCCCCACCUGCAAGAUCCAGGCCCUUGCCACCACCUGCUAGGUCUUAUGACAGAAGACCUCCAGUUCCUCCGUAUCCAAAGGCUAGCCUGAAGAGGGACUAUGGUCGGCGUGAAGAUCUUCUUCCUCCAAGAAGCAGACCAGCUGUGAACUAUAGUAGCUCCAGGCUUUCUCCUGAGAGGCAUUUGUCUUACAGAGAUGAUUAUGCACCUCGUGGGUCUGUUGGUUAUUCAGAUAUUCCUAGAGAUUCUUCUCGCUUAGAAAUGAGGAGGCCGUACGGGGAUGACCUUUACAGUCCGAGGUUUGAAAGACCUCCUCCAAGUUACAGUGAAGGGAGACCUCGUGCUUAUGAUGAACCUCUUCCUGGAUCAAAGCGACCAUAUGCUGCAUUGGAUGACAUUCCUCCCCGUUAUGCCGACGUCGAUGCUCGUCAUUCAAGAGCUCGUCUGGACUAUGAUCUUGGCCCAUCUCAAUAUGGGGAAUCGUAUGGGGACCGGAUUCCUAGAUCUAGUUUAGGAUAUGGAAGCAGCCGAAAUGCAAUGACAAGUCAUGACUCGCGUGGUCCAUAUAGCAGCAGUCGUCAGGGAAUGGAUUAUGGAGGAGGUUCGUAUAGUAGCAGCGAUGUAGGAGGAAUGUACUCAUCAAGCUAUGGUAGUGAACCACCCAGAAGAGAUGUAAGUUCAAGCUAUGGUAGUGACAUACCCCCCAGAAGAGAUGGAGGAGGUAGCUCGUAUUCUUCAGUAUACUCAAGUCGUGGACUGGGUGGUAGUAGUUACUCAGGUGGUGGUGGUGGUCCAGGAUCAUACUACUGAAAGUGAGUUAGUGGUUUCGCCAGGAAGGAGGUUUGACCUAUGCAAAGUUAUGCAGGAGAUGAUCAAUUUGGUUGCAGGGCUAUAAACCUGGGGGAGACUGUUGGAAUAGAGAGUAGUAAUAAUGGAUAAUGAAUUGGCUUCUUGUUUUAAGUGGCUUGCAUCUUCAACUGCAUUUGUAUUUGAAUCUGUUUUAGAUGGUGUGACAAGCUUCAGUUAUAUAAACAUGUUUUUUGUU